AUGAAGGCCAUCAAUAUGCUUCUCCUGCUGGCCGGCAUCUUUCUGAUGAUGCUUGGCGUCCAGUACGACGAGCGCGAGGGCGAGCGUCGCGACCAGCUCCCUCUUGGCUGGUUCGGCGGCGUUUUCUUCCGCGGUGUCGGCGCUGAGACCGUCAGAGUUCCCUACGACCAUCGCUUUGCUUCUCCUGAGGCUUCUGCCGUUACCCAGAUCUCCGCCAACCAGACCUAUAUGGACGAUUAUUUCAAGAUGGCUGGCGACAAUAUCUAUGCCGUUCCUGGCUCCAUGGACAUUUGCCCAAUCGAUUCCUUCGACGACUUCAAGCACACCAUCGAGAACAAGCUUUCGGGCAUCAAGGAGGGUGUCGAGCGUGAUAUCAAGGCCAUUGUGUCUGCCGCCAGCGACCAUGCUCACAGCUUCGGCAAGAAUGCAUUCUCCUACCUGGUUCGCAUCGUCUCAUUGGGCCUCUACUCUGUCGAUGACCUUGAGGCCAUCGUCACCGCGGAUCCUUGCGAAACCCACCAUGAUGACGACCCCGCCUUCGUCCCCAUUAUCGAAACUCUGGGAGACCUCAUUGUUGAAUAUGUCAUCGAGCUCAAGACUGGAAUCCACAACUCCUUUGCGUCCCUCCACUACUGGGUUAUCACUCGCUCCACCAACUUCAUCUACCUGUCCUUCAUGAGCGCUGGCUUGACUGUCAUGGCGGCUCCCGGCCUCGUGUCUGGACCAGUCUUGUGUGUCAUCGCCUGGGGCAUGCCUGAGUUCGUUGAGUGGCUUACUGCUCUGAUCAUGCACAUGUUCGACGAAGUGUUCGCCGUCGGUAUCAUCCGCCUCUGCGAGAGCGCCUUUGCCGGUGGCCUGGGUCUUGAAGCUUUCAACUACCUGAUCAAAGUCGGUGGUCUCGUCGCCGUCCUCUGCUCGUUCGCCGGUCUUGUGGCUGGCUUGACCAAGUAG
Messenger RNA from Colletotrichum chrysophilum, 951 nucleotides. RefSeq lists its product as uncharacterized. The transcript is spliced from 2 exons. The coding region runs from base 1 to 951 and encodes 316 amino acids. The record is from RefSeq and is a predicted model, not a curated record. NCBI's taxonomy places the organism in Eukaryota, Fungi, Ascomycota, Sordariomycetes, Glomerellales, Glomerellaceae.